This is a messenger RNA of Lindgomyces ingoldianus, 1782 nucleotides long. RefSeq names its product subtilisin-like protein. The record is from RefSeq and is a predicted model, not a curated record. The transcript has 5 exons. NCBI's taxonomy places the organism in Eukaryota, Fungi, Ascomycota, Dothideomycetes, Pleosporales, Lindgomycetaceae. Gene Ontology annotation, molecular function: tripeptidyl-peptidase activity; serine-type endopeptidase activity. The coding region runs from base 1 to 1782 and encodes 593 amino acids. Gene Ontology annotation, biological process: proteolysis.
AUGUCGACGAUUCUCUUCACGGCAGCUCUACUUAGCCUCUGUGCAGCGACGCCGCUGCAAAGCCGAUAUGUCGUCAAGGAAACUCAUCGUGUCCCUCAUGAGUUCUCAAGAGAAGGCAACGCACCCAGCCAAGCCCUCAUUCGCCUUUCCGUGGGUCUGAAGCAGGGUAGAUUCCAUGAGCUCGAGAAGCAAUUGUAUGAAAUUUCGGAUCCCGACCAUUCCCACUACGGACAAUACCUCAGCUUGGAUGAGGUGAACGAAUUAGUCAAACCUAAGGAUGAAUCGCUCGAACUGGUCCAGGAGUGGUUACACCAGCAUGUCGAUCCCAAGAACAUCAAUUACAGCCCUGCUAGAGACUUCCUUACCUUCAUUUUGCCGGUAGCAAAGGUGGAAAGACUCUUGGAGACAAAGUACUCCGUCUACCGUCAUGUGGAUGGAUCCACUAUUAUCCGUACCCCGGAAUGGAAGUUGCCUUUGCAUCUGCAUGACCACGUAACAGCCAUUCAGCCAACAACAUCGUUCAUUCGUGCAGUACCUCAGAGCAAGACCUACCUGAAUGUUCCAGGCACUGUUGGUCAUCCUUUGCCUUAUGGGCCAAGCAACGGAACAGUUGAUCAGGUUUGCAACACUAGAGCUGUAACUCCCUUGUGCCUCCGAACGCUCUACGGGACUGUUGACUACAAACCAAAAGUUCCCGGCCAAAACCAAGUCGCCUUAACCGACUAUCUAGGAGAAUUAAACAACCGAUCAGACACUGAAAUAUAUCUCCAACGAUACAGGCCGGAAGCCGUUUCUGCUGCUUACAAGUUCCGUCAAAUUUCCAUUGCCAAUGGCACUUUGCAGCAGACACCGAACUCUCCAGCCCAGCUUAGAGCAGGCACUGGCAUCGAGGGUAAUCUCGACGCCGAGACGAUUCUUGGUAUCUCAUGGCCUACACCGCUUCUAGCCUGGUCCACAGCCGGAGAUCCCCCCUUCGCACCGGACAUCGACAAUCCCACUGUAGACAACGAGCCUUAUCUUACCUGGGUGAAUUAUGUGCUCAAGCAAGACUUCGUACCUCAAGUCAUCUCAAAUUCUUACGAAGACAACGAGCAGACAGUUCCAUACUCUUACGCAAAUGUGGUAUGCUCACAAUUCGCGCAGCUCAGCGCACGUGGAGUUUCCAUUCUCUUCGGAAGUGGAGAUGGGGGUGUUGGUGGCGUGCAACCAGGUGGAUCGUGCCUUUCAAACGUCAACAAUCAAACCCAAUUCAUUCCUCUUUUCCCCUCCAGUUGCCCCUACGUUACUUCAGUCGGUGCAACCGUAAAUUUCAAACCAGAAGUCGCCGCCUACGAUCCGCGCAACAAAUUCUCCAGCGGCGGCGGCUUCAGUAACUACUUCCCCCAACCAAAAUAUCAAGCUGAAGCUGUAUCCGAAUACCUCGAUACCAUCGGCGAAGAAUUCUCCCCGUUAUACAACAAAUCCGGCCGCGCGUAUCCCGACCUUGCCGCCUACGGUGUCAACUAUACUAUCAUCUGGAACGGCACUUUACGGCUCGUUGACGGUACAAGCGCCUCGACGCCCGCUAUGGCUGCCAUUUUUGCGCUACUCAAUGAUGCAUUAAUCUCGAAUGGAAAACCGCCACUAGGGUUCUUGAAUCCCUGGCUGUAUAAGAAGGGUAAGAAGGCGUUUGUGGAUGUUACGAGUGGUUCGGCGUUAGGCUGCAAUACGACAGGGUUUCCGGCGACGAAGGGUUGGGAUGCUGUUACUGGGUUUGGGACACCGGUGAGUCCCGCUAAUUAA